This is a messenger RNA of Trachemys scripta elegans, 1469 nucleotides long. RefSeq names its product leucine rich repeat containing 3 (gene LRRC3). Gene Ontology annotation, cellular component: plasma membrane. Lineage: Eukaryota; Metazoa; Chordata; Testudines; Emydidae. The record is from RefSeq and is a predicted model, not a curated record. Bases 21 to 803 code for a protein of 260 amino acids. The transcript has a single exon. Gene Ontology annotation, molecular function: protein binding.
GAGUGUGCCCCGUUGAGACGAUGAUCAGAAUGUUCCUGGCACACCCGGCAACCUCACUGGCACAGCUGUCCUCCACCCGCGUUUUUUUCUGCCUCCUCCUGUGCAUCCCUCCUGUGUGGACCUCCUGCCCCCAGCCCUGCCAGUGCACAGACCACUCAGGAGCCAGGGCUGUGCUGUGCAGCUCAAAGCAUUUGGAUGAAAUCCCGAAGGACAUUCCCAAAGAUGCUGUGUUUGUGAAACUCGAUGCAAAUAAAAUCACCCAGAUCCCCAACAACGCAUUCAAACACCUGAACCACUUGGAAGAGCUGGACCUCUCCAGAAACGCCAUUGAGAAGAUAGACAUGGCAGCUUUCAGAGGGGUGGCAGACGGGCUGCGGACACUGGAUCUUUCCAAUAACCUUAUUCAGAGUAUUCCCAGGGAAGCCUUAGUCAAACUGAAUGCUAAGAUCCGCCUGUCCAAUAACCCGUGGCACUGCGAGUGCGCGUUGCAGGAGGUGCUCUCGGAAGUGAAUUUAGAUCCCGAGUCGGUGAACGAGAUCACCUGCCAAACCUCUGUGCGCGAAGAAUAUGUCGGGAAACCUUUGAUCCAGGUCCUGGACUCUGGCGUCAAUUUCUGUAACAUCCAUCAAAAGACCACAGAUAUCGCCAUGUUCAUCACCAUGUUUGGCUGGUUCACCAUGGUCAUCACCUAUGUGGUGUAUUACGUUCGACACAACCAGGAAGAUGCCAGGAAGCACCUGGAGUACCUUAAAUCACUGCCUAGCACCCAGGUCCCCAAAGAGACCAUCAGCACGGUCCUGUAAUGCCAAGCACCGAGCACCGUGUCAAGAAACGCCUCGGGGGAAGCAAUCUGCUUCUGACCUGCUUGCACAAGCUUUUCUAUGAGAUUUUUAUGUGACAUUUGAUAGAAACAUGAAAAUGUAUUUUGUUAUUAACUGAACCGUGGCCACAAGCUUGUAGGGGAACAGCAGUACCCCUGUUUACGUCACAUCCCAUGCCGUGGCGGGUUACUCAUUGCUAACUAAAACACAACAGGAUAUGUCCUGGCCGCUGCAGAAGGUUAGAGAGCAGAACCCCCUAGUCCUGCCUGCCUCUGUCAUUUCAGAGCGUGGUGUUCCGGAGCGUAGAAUGUGCAGCCAGAGAUCAAAGGUCUCCAGUGUCUGGAGGGAGUGCGGGGAUCCUAAGUUGUGCCGCUGAGCAGUCAGUGUCUGCUCAGCACCAUCAGCAUGAGACCAGCACAGAGGCCUGUGCCUGCAACUGACACAGCCGUGUGGCCUUGGAGCCUAAGACACCAAUAACUGCCUCGGGCUGCAUUUCCCCUGCCCCACCGCAAGUUCCCUGCUAGAGGGAGCCCUCCACACUGAUAGAGGGGUCAGCCACAUUGCAGCACCAGCCCCUCCUUGCCCCAUACAGGCGAGAACGGCUUGGGGAGGGGCAGGUCGGGGAUCUGCCUGCUCGUGCUAUGUACU